This is a messenger RNA of Iphiclides podalirius (scarce swallowtail), 2118 nucleotides long. The record is from the annotation of a GenBank genome assembly. Lineage: Eukaryota; Metazoa; Arthropoda; Insecta; Lepidoptera; Papilionidae.
AUGGCGCGCGAAGAAGGCGCGACGUCACCAGGUCCCCUGUCGCCGUACGUGACGCUGGGCGCGGUGCGGUACAGCGUGCGCCGCGUGCCGCCGCCGCGCGGCUGCCCCUGCCGCUGCUGCGACGACGCGCUGGCGGCGUGCCUCGGCCGCGCGAAGCCCGAGCGACGCACGCUGGAGCGCUUCCAGCGGCGCCUGGGCCGCGGCGCGCGCGACGAGCGGCCCACCCGCCACCAGCGGCUGCAGGACCUCACCAAGCGGCUGCUGCCACGCGCCCAACCGCCGCCCCCGCCGCCGCCGCCCCACUCAGCGCCCGUGCUGCCGCCGGUGCCGCCGCCACGCGCCCGCCACCGCCACAGCCCCCCGCGCGGCGCCUCCGUCGACCGCUGCGACGAGUUCGACGCGGACAGCAUCACCCUAGUGCGUGUCGAGCCCCGCUCUAUCGUCGGGUCGUACGCGCAAAAGACGAUACCGUACCGUAGCGCUUCGUUCUCGCAGGGCGACUUCGCGCAGGGCAAGUACUACCGUAGUGCCGAUCGGCAGCAGUCGAUAUUCGACUUUGGGAAGACGCCUGCUAAGGCGGAGUCUCGGCAGGCGGAAGAGCGGAGCAGUGCUGAUGCUGGGAGUUCGGCUACAGAAGAGAAUGUGACAGAGGGGGGGUCAGUCGCUUCCGUCGACUCCGCCGUCGGCUCUGAUGAGGGCUUGCUGGCGCACGCGUCCCCGGCUCCAAGGUCUCCACCACCAGGAAAUAAACAGUUUGGGGCUCGUUCAUUAACGCAUCCUUUGCCGCGUCGCGUGCCCCCUGUGCGGGAGGAGGGCCCGGCCGAGUCAGGCGGUAGUCUGCCUGCCUUAGCUCCGCGUGUGUUGCACGAACUGCGUGAAGAGAGUGACGGUUCACAAGCCGACAGUGCGCAGGCGCACAGUGAAGGUACCUCACCUAUGGAACCUGCUCAGCCCUUCGCUUUCCCACCUCUACCCGCUCCUCCCCCGAACGUCUGCGCAAAUGUAGACUGUGACUGUGGUAAAUUUCCUGCAACCGGCGAAGAGACUGCGAGUGCGAUCGCGAGUUCAAUACCGGUGCCCGUGUAUGAGUGUAUAGUGAAACAGUGGUCGAAAGAGUUACCGACAGAGGAGGCACAGCGCUCGGACGCGGCGUCCGACGGCUCGUUGGACCGGGACAAGGAGGACGAGACAAUCACGCGCGAGCAAGUGGCGAAUUUGUUGGCGGCCGUGCAAAACCCGUGCACGCCGGCUCCCAUCGGUGCCAGAGAGCGACGUCGGCCAUUAGACAAGACUAAGAGGCGGAAAGGGAUUUACAUAACGACCGCCAGCGACGACGGUGGAGAGGAAGACCCACCUUCCACGAUGAAUGGCUGCAAACGUGAAAGCAGUGACGUCUCCCUGCAAGAAAUGCGCCUCUCUGCUGAAGCCCGGACCUCUUCACUACUCGGCGACAAAUCGGACGACUCGUGCACCAACGGGCCGCCAAGCCCCGCUGAAAGCGCCACACCCAUUUGGCCGCGUUCGGAAGAGCUACGAGCGAGACGCGCCAGGUUCUCCCAACAGAGCUCCGACGAGAGGGAGGAGGAAACAUACAGGGUGAGACGGAAGUACGGUGUCACGUCGCGCGGGGACUCCCCCUCGGAAGCGGAGAGCGACACGUGCUCGCGGGACCGCACCGCAUCGCCAUCCCCGUUUACACCAUCCGACACGUCUGACGUGGAAGCGAAACGACACCAGGCGGCGAGAGGCCCGUUCGGCCGCAACCUGGAGGCGCCGUGCCGCUCGGUGGAGUCGGGCAGGAGGAGUUUCUCGGACGCAACUGUACCCUGUCGCAAGAUCAGCGCCGGGGCCGCUCCUACAUCGGGCGCCAGGCCUCGUGGGCCGACGCACGUGAGAGCGACAUCGUCGCCUUCGAAACUAGCCGGCGUAAAGCCCGGCGCCGACCUGCUAGCCGAGUUGCUGCGCGGCAGUUCCGAGGCGCUUUCCAACUCGUCCGCCUUCGACAACGUAAUAUUGACGCUGCAUCAGCACAACGUUACACCUAGCUGCGUUACUAGUCGUGGGAGCGAUGGCAUAUACUCUGUACUGCGCGAAGAGCACUGCGCAGUCCAGUUAAGC